AAGGCAUCGACCUUUCGCAUUAUAGCCCUCAUCGAAGCCACUUCUGAGCCAGUCAAUUGGUGCGGCCUCCUUCACCGACAUCAAUAUCAAGAUUGUCGAUCCAACAUAGUCUCGACCACCAACGCUCGCACUUGGAACAAGGUUUGGAAAUCUGCAGAAGUAAUUCAAGAUGACCCAGCCAUCCGUCAACACAACAUUCGACACAUCAAUUGUGGACCUCAACCCCAACGUCUCCUUCUCGACCACCGAAUCCGACCCUUCAGACGCUGGCAUGUCUACAGCGACCCAGAAGGUUCAACCCUCGGCACCAAGCCCACUGGCGCAAGAUAUCAACCAGACCACCCCUCAAUCAUCUCAACUUGUCCCACCAAAGACGUCCACACCGGUGCAGCACAUCGGAACCCAAGAUGCAUACGAUCAAUGGGCCUCAGUCUACGACUCGGACGGAAACAUGCUCCAAUCUAUCGACGACGACGAACUCAACACCCUCCUUCCCUCCCUCCUAAACCAGAUCGCCACAACCUCUGGCCCCAGCAUCUCCGUCCUUGACCUCGGCUGCGGAACAGGCCGCAACACCGCGCGCCUUCUAUCUCACUCCUGGCCAGCGGACACGAUCGUAGCAGUCACAGGUCUCGACUUCAGCGCCGGUAUGCUUGCACUCGCACGCACGAAACUCUCCGCCCUCACAGAAUCCAAUAAGGCCGUGAGCUUAAGACUUGAGCAAUGCGACCCUUUCCCCACAUCCAACGAUUUCACUCCAUCUACCAUUGCCCUCCCACCCCAAAACCUCGUCACCUCAACCCUAGUCCUCGAGCACAUCCCAUUGCCAACCUACUUCAGCACACUCACAUCCCUCCUUGCGCCCGGCGGAGUCGCGCUAGUAACAAACAUGCACUCGGAGAUGGGUUCGCGGUCGCAAGCCGGAUUCGUGAACGCGCAGGGCGUCAAGGUCAGGGGCGAGAGCUUCGUGUACAGUUUGGCUGAGGCGGUUCAAGCGGCGCAAGAUGCGGGACUGCAGUUGGUGGAGGCUAAGGAGAGGAGUAUGGAGGAGGAGGAUGUAAGGAGUGGGGUGGUGGGGAAAAGGGGUAGGAAGUGGAUUGGGUGCAAGGUGUGGUUUGGUAUUGUGCUGCGGAAGGCGUGAGAUGGAGGGGUUGGUUGGUCACGUAGUGAAAGUUAUUUGAGUGGUUCAUGAAAGGAAUGGCAGUUGUUCACGCAUUAGUGCUUGUCGGGCUGAGUA
This is a messenger RNA of Macroventuria anomochaeta, 1237 nucleotides long. RefSeq names its product S-adenosyl-L-methionine-dependent methyltransferase. The transcript has a single exon. The record is from RefSeq and is a predicted model, not a curated record. The coding region runs from base 170 to 1141 and encodes 323 amino acids. NCBI's taxonomy places the organism in Eukaryota, Fungi, Ascomycota, Dothideomycetes, Pleosporales, Didymellaceae.